Molecule: messenger RNA, 924 nt
Organism: Nestor notabilis (Kea)
Lineage: Eukaryota; Metazoa; Chordata; Aves; Psittaciformes; Psittacidae
Product: platelet glycoprotein Ib alpha chain-like
Exons: 1
Source: RefSeq, a predicted model, not a curated record
CCCAGCACCACCACUCCUACCCCAGCCAGUCCCACUAUCACACCCACCCCGGCCCCCAGCACUGCCACCGGUGUCACUGGUGCUCCUGCCAGCACCCCAGCCAGAGCCACCACCUCACUGCCAAUUCCCGUGGUGUCCACUGGUGCAUUUCCCACCACCCCUGGGGCUCUGCCUUCUAAUACCACGCUGGAGUCCUCUUCUGUUGUCACACCUUCGUCUCCUCCUCUGAUGUCAACCACACUGGUGGUCCCCACCACUCAUGCCCCAACACGGGACACUACAUGCUUCACGCAGCCUGCACCUUCCCCUCCUCCUGCCCCCCUGCCCCUGUGUCCCUGCCCCACACCAGGGCUGGCUGUACCAGUGCUGCGCUCACGGGCAGGUGAGGAUGGUCUGCAGGGUGGGCACUGGGUGCUGAGUCACUGCUGCCUCUUGCACUGGGUGCUCUACCUGGCCUCCUUGGCUCUGCUGGUCCUGACCGUGCUGGCCCUGGCAGGCUGGCUGGCGUGGAUGUGUCUGGUGGGACGGCCCUUCUGGCACAGGUCCCUGCAGACCCGAGAGGUUCAGUAUCUGCUGCUGAGGGAGUCAACAGGAAGCCCUCUGAUGCAUCUCGGCAGCUCCAAAAGCCACCUCCAGCGCACCACGUUCUGUACCAUCAAAGAAGUAGAGUUGUACCCUCAGGUCACUUACUGCACAAUUAAAGACCUGGGGAUACAGUGCAGUCCUCCUGCAAGUUCUAAUUUCUGCACCACGAAGGAGCUCUGGAUCCACCAUAGUCCUCUGAACGCUUCAUUCAAGUCUUUCUCCACAAAGCCGAUGGCCACAAACCUUGGCUCCCUGAGGACCCCUUCUGCUUACAGCCUGGACAGGGGUAUCAAGGCCAUCGGGGAUGUGAGAGUAAAAUACGCUGGUAACACCUUGUAA